Molecule: messenger RNA, 333 nt
Organism: Raphanus sativus (radish)
Lineage: Eukaryota; Viridiplantae; Streptophyta; Magnoliopsida; Brassicales; Brassicaceae
Product: nuclear transcription factor Y subunit C-6
Exons: 1
Coding region: 1-333 (110 amino acids)
Biological process (GO): regulation of DNA-templated transcription
Cellular component (GO): nucleus
Molecular function (GO): DNA-binding transcription activator activity, RNA polymerase II-specific; protein heterodimerization activity
Source: RefSeq, a predicted model, not a curated record
AUGAUCUCCGCCGAGACUACGAUAGUGUUCACUAAGGCUUGCGAGAUGUUCAUCGUUGAUGUAAUUAUGCACUCAUGGCUCCAUACCGACUUGAAGAAAUGUCAUACACUUCAGAAAUCGGAUAUCUCAGCCACAGUGGCUCACACUUUCUGCUUUGACAUUUCUCUCGACGUCGUCCCCAGAGUUGAAUCUCUCAAUGCUGAUCCGGCUAACAUUUUCUUGCCUCAUCCCGAAGAUGCCAUGCAGUAUUUUUAUCUACCGGUUAUGGAUGGAAGUGGAAUGUACUCGCCCCAGUUGUGGCCGAGUCCUUGGCCAGCUGUUAAUUUGUGGUGA